Messenger RNA from Pongo pygmaeus (Bornean orangutan), 1732 nucleotides. RefSeq names its product chromosome 8 C10orf62 homolog (gene C8H10orf62). The coding region runs from base 405 to 1367 and encodes 320 amino acids. The transcript has a single exon. NCBI's taxonomy places the organism in Eukaryota, Metazoa, Chordata, Mammalia, Primates, Hominidae. The record is from RefSeq and is a predicted model, not a curated record.
GAAUGAGCUCCUUCCUGGGUUCUUUUCCCUCUGAACUCUGCCCUGUAGUGAGGCGAGGGGCUGCAAAUGAGGAUGGAAUAUGCCAGGCUGGCAGCAGACGUGGGCACUGGAUGGAGGUGCACUGAUCUCAGAUGGCUAGAAAUGGAUACCAGCCCAGUCAAGGGGAUCCUUCUGCCAUGGCCAGCCCGACCCAGCAUCCUUUGCCCCCUGGGGGCCACCAGAUGGGGAGAGAGAGAAACCAAAGACUGGAAGAUACAAAGGCCUAAGUUGUAGAAUGUGUUCCAAGCAGAAGGCAGAAGGACUCAGAAUGGGAGAAGCGCCCUUUCACUGAGCUUGGGGACAGCUGUCAGGGUAGGAGACAGGACCCAGGCCUCAGGCCAUGUCUGCCAGGCUAGACAUGAGGGAUGCUGUGGCCCCUCCCUACCCCACUCUCCCCACCCCACCCCCAACUGCCUUCCUCACAAUGGGGUUCAUUGUUGAGGUGGUGGGGGGCACCUAGGGAGGGUGCAGCAGGGGGCCUGCCCGUCAGACAUCCUUGGGGAGCCUGCCCUUUCAAGCAUGAACCAUACCACCAGAGAUCGUCCAGCGUGCUCUUAGCUCUGCCUGCCUGGUGUAGGGUCCUGGAGACCUUCUUGGAGCUCAUCCAGCAGCCAUCAUGCAAGGUGGUGCUGGGGACUGCCCUCUUGCUAGGAGGUGGAGGUCUCAUGCUGUGGGUUCAGAGAAAGAGGAGAAGAAAGGCAACCUCUGAGUGUCCACCAGACAAGGACAAGUCACCAGAAUCCCAUAAAGCAAAGAAUGAAAGCUGGAUCAAAUCCCACUUUAGCCGCCUUUCCGAAGAGAAGCUGGCCCUCAACAACAAUGCCAGCAUCAGUGGCAAUGCUACCCAGACUGAGAGUGGGAGUGGAGAGGCCAGCACCACGGUUCACAUAGAGACCUUCACCACGAGGCGUGGAGAAGUGGGCUCCGCUCUGCACCGGGAAUCCUUCACCAGCAGGCAGAAGACAUCUGGGCCCUCAGUGAUCCAAGAGAUCCACCAGGAGUCUGGAAAAGCCCCAUCCACCGAUGAGGCCACGUGGGCCGCUGUGGCUGCCUGCACCAAGGAGAUUGACACCCAGGGGCGGCACCUGGCUCACUCCAUGCUGCAGCGGGCCACAGCUUACCAGCACUCAGGUCACCUGGAGUCCAAGGACAUCAACCAGGAGGAGCUGAGGGCCCUCGAGGAGGUGGAGAUGAAGCUGCAAAAGAAUUUCCUCACCCAGCGGGAAAACACCAUAGCUGGUGCCAAUCACACACACACUUUCUAUGGCCACAGUCACCAUGGCCACCCAAGCCACCAGAGCCACAGCCUGCCUAAUCGCAGACACUAGAUCUAUGACUUCUUGGAAGCCAUCUAACCAUGGAUGGAGACGCCCCUGCCCCCAGCAAGGCUGGCUCACACACACGUCUGUUUUCUCUCCUAUGGGGCCAUCUAUGCAGCCCAGGGUGAGAUACUGUGCCUAAAUCCCUACUUUCUUAGGCUGCCCACGGGGAUUAUGGGCUCUUUAAACUCCAUGAGUGGGGUCUGCCACAGAAAAUGGCCCCUGUUGGAGGGAGAGCUGGGAGGACACAGCGCAGUUGAGACAGACCCUGAGGCCCCUGAAGACCCACCAAGAGAAGACAGAUGGGAGCAGGCAAGAGCCCCACACUGAUGUCGUUGCCUGGAACAGAGCCAAUAAAGCUUUGUGUGCCUUCA